This is a messenger RNA of Harmonia axyridis, 2237 nucleotides long. It is a transcript of the gene nAChRalpha6, whose product is annotated as neuronal acetylcholine receptor subunit alpha-7. The record is from RefSeq and is a predicted model, not a curated record. NCBI's taxonomy places the organism in Eukaryota, Metazoa, Arthropoda, Insecta, Coleoptera, Coccinellidae. Gene Ontology annotation, molecular function: transmembrane signaling receptor activity; acetylcholine-gated monoatomic cation-selective channel activity. Gene Ontology annotation, biological process: regulation of membrane potential; signal transduction; monoatomic ion transmembrane transport. Bases 261 to 1886 code for a protein of 541 amino acids. Gene Ontology annotation, cellular component: neuron projection; postsynaptic membrane; synapse. The transcript is spliced from 12 exons.
CCCGCAGCAUCCACCGGAGUACUAGACGGAAAAGCGUUGACUUCGCAGACGAUAGCGAACUGGGGUGCAGUGAGGUGCACUUCCCUCGUGUUGUGACCAGUGAGACUCGGCGCGUGUGUCCCGCCAAGCGAAACUAGUGGCGGGCCUUAGACUUUUGGUCAGCUUCACAUAAGAGGGCUUGAAAAUAAUCUUUACGAGGCUCUAGGGCUUGUUGAAAAUUUUUGGUGGUCGAAAAUGAGCAGUUUCCAAUUGAAUUAAAAAUGGUCUUGAAAGAACGAGUAGUAGCCCUGCUGGCUACAGCCUUCCUACUGUUUUUGAUGCCACCAGAUACUCUACAAGGUCCCCAUGAAAAGAGACUACUCAACAACCUACUCAGCGUCUACAACGUACUUGAGAGACCUGUAGCUAACGAGUCGGAAGCUAUAGCAGUAAAAUUUGGCCUAACUCUUCAACAAAUCAUAGAUGUGGACGAAAAGAAUCAGAUUCUAACUACAAACGCGUGGUUAAAUUUGGACGAGAAGAAUCAACUCCUAAUUACAAAUAUUUGGCUUUCUUUGGAAUGGAACGACUACAAUCUGCGUUGGAAUGAAUCUGAAUAUGGAGGUGUUAAAGAUUUGAGAAUAACUCCCAACAAACUUUGGAAACCCGAUGUUCUCAUGUAUAACAGUGCUGAUGAGGGUUUCGAUGGGACAUACCAAACAAACAUUGUGGUCAAACAUAACGGCAACUGCUUGUACGUCCCUCCGGGUAUCUUCAAGAGCACAUGCAAGAUAGACAUUACGUGGUUCCCAUUUGAUGAUCAACACUGUGACAUGAAGUUUGGUAGCUGGACCCAUGACGGUAACCAGCUUGAUUUGGUGCUCAAUUCGGAAGACGGUGGUGACCUAUCGGACUUCAUAACUAAUGGUGAAUGGUAUCUCAUCGGGAUGCCUGGAAAGAAGAAUACCAUCGUGUACCAAUGCUGUCCUGAGCCGUAUGUGGAUGUGACCUUCACCAUUCAAAUACGCCGGCGCACCUUGUACUACUUCUUCAACCUUAUAGUUCCUUGCGUACUGAUCUCUUCGAUGGCUUUACUUGGAUUCACAUUACCUCCUGACUCUGGCGAGAAGUUAACUCUAGGUGUCACCAUACUUCUUUCAUUGACUGUAUUUCUCAACCUAGUAGCUGAAAAGAUACCAACUACUUCAGAUGCAGUCCCGUUGAUAGGAGUGACCAUAUUGCUCUCAUUGACUGUGUUCCUGAACCUUGUGGCAGAAACCUUGCCUCAAGUAUCUGACGCCAUUCCUUUGUUAGGCACCUACUUCAAUUGCAUCAUGUUCAUGGUAGCUUCCUCGGUCGUACUAACUGUAGUGGUACUCAAUUAUCAUCAUCGGAAACCUGACAUCCACGAAAUGCCACAAUGGAUCAAGACUGUUUUCCUACAGUGGUUGCCUUGGAUACUGCGUAUGAGUAGACCCGGUAAAAAAAUUACUAGAAAGAGUAUUAUGAUGAAUAGUCGUAUGAAGGAACUAGAACUGAAGGAACGUUCCUCGAAAAGCUUGCUGGCUAAUGUAUUGGAUAUAAACGACGACUUCAGGAGUGUGUCCGGUGGUAACAACUCUUCAAUGACAACCAGCCUAGGCGGUGGCUACAUGAGACAACCAACGACAAUAGAAGAAGCGGCUUUGCCUAACACUAAUAAUCAAAGAGACCUUCAGCACAUUCUGCGCGAAUUGCAGUUCAUCACCAACCGCAUGAAAAAGUCUGACGAAGAGGCCGAGGUGAUAAGUGACUGGAAAUUUGCUGCAAUGGUGGUCGACCGGUUCUGUCUGAUAAUAUUCACUAUGUUCACUAUAAUAGCUACAGUAUUCGUUCUGCUGUCAGCGCCACACAUCAUAGUGCAAUAGGAAUCGGUGGCCUGGACUCUAAAGGACUCCGUUAUAAUCGAAGCUAUCAGUCUUCUUAUGUAACAUGUGGAGUGUGGCAAAUAUGUGUUUUUCAAAGAAACUUGUAAACUUUAUUCAGAGGCAUAGGUGCGAAGGCUACCUGGCGAAACAUCCUAAGUAAAAAGGUCGAUCGUAUUGAUUAUCUAUGAAUACAAUCAAAAUUAAUGAAUUCGUAAUCAAUUAUUGUACCUAUUGCAUAAUUCAUUGUAGUUUUAAUAUGUAAGUAAUCAAGAACAUGGACAUCGACUAUCGGACUAUAUUUACUUGAUGUAAAAGUUCAAAUCUUAAAUAGUAUUUACCAAGUUAUUAUAA